UACAUACCUACUAUAUGGGUUGGUCCGCUUUUCGGCAGAAUCACAUGCUGCUAGCACUGAGCGCCUUUAUUGUGGGCGCUAGCCAAGCGCUCGCUCAACGCCGGCUUGGGAAGCCAUCGCUUAUUAGUUUACGAGACGAGAGUGCUGCUGCUACAGUCCUUUGCUGCUAUAGUACUUCUAAGAACUUUGCAGGCCAAACGUCAAAAUUUGAGCGCUACUGCUGUACUCAUGACAGCAUCAGGUACGGCGUAACUCAUGUCGAGAUCGCCAAAAGUGCCACGGUCCGGGGAUCCGAGCCCACCAAAUUAAAGCAAACAGUAAGAAACCAGCGCGGCAAGGCGCGAAGCGUUGCCGGUUCGAGAAGGCCGGCGGAUUGCCACACCGGAUGCCCGCUAGGCUUCGCGCAGCCACACUCACAACCGGCAGCAAGGGACCUAGCCAGGGGUAAGAUCGCUUCAGAUUUCAAUGGAUCUUUGCAGAAUGUCUUAGUGGGAGGUGCUGCUCCUACUCCUACUCUGCUGCUCUGUGGUAGUGCUAUUGCAACGCUGACCGUGGAGGGUACUUGAUGAGACGCGUGUAAUUUGCCCGCGUAGCUCUGGUGUCUCGUGUGCAGCCGGCUUGCCGCAAUAAGUAGCAUCUUGCGGAUACACGGA
Trichoderma asperellum CBS 433.97 is the source of this 653-nucleotide messenger RNA. Lineage: Eukaryota; Fungi; Ascomycota; Sordariomycetes; Hypocreales; Hypocreaceae. The record is from RefSeq and is a predicted model, not a curated record.